This is a messenger RNA of Thunnus maccoyii (southern bluefin tuna), 2261 nucleotides long. Its product is annotated as ATP-dependent RNA helicase DRS1. Bases 785 to 1543 code for a protein of 252 amino acids. Gene Ontology annotation, molecular function: ubiquitin protein ligase activity. The transcript has 4 exons. NCBI's taxonomy places the organism in Eukaryota, Metazoa, Chordata, Actinopteri, Scombriformes, Scombridae. The record is from RefSeq and is a predicted model, not a curated record. Gene Ontology annotation, cellular component: cytoplasm. Gene Ontology annotation, biological process: ubiquitin-dependent protein catabolic process.
CAGAAGAUCAGUUACGCCGUUAAUCAGCUAACUAAACUGUUACUUAAACGACGAACCGACUCUCUUCUUUCUCUUCAUUCUCACCUCUCACCUGGUUUGACACAGAUACAGUAAGCCAGGUGUAAUCUCCCUCCCUCUGGCUGCUUGCUUCCUCUUGUGUUUCAGUAAAUGGAUUAACAGCGUUCGGCUGAGAGCAGCACAGAGAGCAGAAAGACACAGCAGGCAGACAAAGCAGCACUGAAGAGGAGGAAAGAAGCAGUGAAAGUGGAGGAGCUGGAGGCUAUUUUGGACUUUAAUAUUUGUUUGCAUGGAUCCGAUUGGAGCAGAGAGAAGUCGGCAGUCAUGUCUGGAUUUGUGGAUCUGUUGCUCAGAUAAUCCAUCCAUCUAUUGCUUCUUCAUCCAUCCAUCCAUCUGUCCCUCCUCGUCUCCCUGCUGUCCUCCUCUCAAACUGCCAAAUGCUAACUGAACCAAACUGCUCUUAACGUAGCUGCAGUGUAGAAAGAUAUUGAUAAACCUGGUUAUGCAUUUGUGUGGAUGUGAUUUGGCUGAGCUGUGAUUAACGUUGAUGUAACCUAGCUUGGCGGUAAUUUAGUUUUGUUAUAAUUCAUCAUGGUUGCAAACGUUAGCCUGGCUAUAAUAUACCUGGGGUUGUACCUUACCAGCAUCUGAGUUGUAAUUUAGCUUCGUUAUAAUUUUUAAUUUAACCAUAUUAAUAAUUUAGCAGAGCUGUAACUCAACAUAAAGUUUGUUUGUUAUUAAAUUAGCUGUAGUUCAUAUUCUUGUGAUGGAUCCAAAUGGAGAGGAAGCUGAAGUGUUUUCAGAGGAAGAAGUCCUGAACCCUUUGAAAGCAGAGGAGGAAGAUGAGAGUGAGGAAGGAGAGGAGGAAGAGGAGGAGGAGGAGGAUGAUGAGGAGGAGGAAGUUGCUCGGAUCUUCAGUACCUGGAUACAGCAGUACAAAGGGGGAGAACAGCAGAGGACGAUCGGAGAAGAGGAGGAGGAGGAGGAGGAGGAAGGGGAGGCAGAUGGCAGGAGAACUGGAAGCAGGAACAGCUUACAGCCGCCGGCUCGGAUAAGGAUGGACCGCCGGGCGUCACUGCCGUGUCCGGCGACUCUGUCGUCCAUGCAGCUGUCUCGUCUCCACUCGUCAACCCGGGCUCCGGUGACAGCGAGGGUUCUGCUGCGUCGCUCCUCCUCCUCCCGCCGCCUCCUGCCAUCGCCACAGGAGGCCGUCGCUGCUCCUGUCCCUGAGCGAAGACGCUCACUCAUUCCCACAAUCCCUGAGGCCAUGGCGCCUGAGAGGCGGGGCCUUUUCAGGAGACGCAACGUCAUGUCGAUGAGCGAUGCAGACAGUGUGUGUCUGAUCUGUCACAACGACUUGAGUCAAGGAACCGGCGGCACCAGAGAGCUGCAGUGUACACACACCUUCCACAAAGAGUGUAUAGAGGAGUGGCUGUGGAGGAAACAGUCCUGUCCCACGUGUCAUGUUCAGGUCUCCGUGCCGCAGCCCGUCUACUGGGAUUCCACCCGGGUCAAAGUCCCCUAAGACCACCAGGAGGGCAGAGUGACAUCAUCAAACUUACACUUGAAACCUAAAGCAUAACACUGUGACAUCACUGACGUUCCUGUAAAACUUCCAGCAGCUAACCGUGACACUGUUAAAGUUUUCUAAGUCUCAUAAAAUGUAAAGCGUUGGACCGUGACAUCACUGAGUCCUCUACAACUUCCAAGUGUGAGCCGUGACAUCAUCAGUUAACCGCAACAUUGUUGGUUUAAUGAAAACUUAAAACCUUGGCCUAUGACGUUAUUAAACUGCCAUAAAAGCUCCGGCGGCGGACCGUGACCUCAUCUUAGUCUUCUUAAACUUCAAGUAGUGCACUGUGACAUCAUCACUCACUUAAAAUGACCAGAGGUGCACCGUGACAUCAUCACAUCAUCCUCUGAAUCACCACCAGGAGAGAGUGAUGUCAUCAUUAAAGUUUCCUAAAAGCACCGGGAGGGGACAGUGAUGAACGUGACACACAUAACGAUAUAUUAUUCAAAGAGAUUGAUGCUCCAGUCUGAUAUAAUGGUGUUUAAUAGCUGUGUACAUAUUCAUUAAUGGCCAAUUUUAAAGCUGAUACCACUGUUACCUCACCUAAGUGUGUGUGUGAGAGUGUGUGUGUGUAUGUUAGCAAUAAUUUACCAAACUCACUUUGUUUUUACGAGUUUAGAUGUGUUUCUGAAUGUAAUGAUUUUUGAAUAAAGUUUGGUGGAACAGAGAA